Messenger RNA from Amoebophrya sp. A25, 4839 nucleotides. The record is from the annotation of a GenBank genome assembly. NCBI's taxonomy places the organism in Eukaryota, Dinophyceae, Syndiniales, Amoebophryaceae.
AUGAACAAGGAUGGCCUUCCAAUUUGCCACCCUGCGAAGGCUCCAGAGAUGCAGGCGCGGGGGUUUGGGGCCAUGGUUGUUAGUUGGCUCUACCCUACGGAUUCAUACAUCAUCGGCCACCAAACCAUGGCUCGAGUUGGAUACAGUCUUCCACCGUCUGGACCUGGAGAAACCCUUGGUGCAUACCUUUUCACCCGCAUGUACCACGAAGCCACUGGACAAAUUGCUCCAUUGCUGGUCCCGCGGGCCCCAACAACCUCUCGCAAUAUCAAUUACUACGAGAUGUUCUGCCGACAAAAGGGCGUUGACGCGAAGGAUCGGAAAGCAGCAAGAGGAAAAAUCGAAGAAAUGACCAAAGUCAUCUCGCCGCCACAAACAGUCCAGAACUUCCAUCGACUUGUUGCCGACGUUGAAGUUGCUGCACAACUCUCGACGUCACCUCUGACUGACGGUGCUGCAGUUCCGGCGUCAAAGGAGCCUGCUGAAGCGAGCUCUCACACUCGUGCUUUCGGCCCCGCAGAAGAGAUUCUUCCAUGUCUUGUUUCAGUUUUCGGGCAAUAUGUUGCUACCGACUUGCCGGAAGUCGAUGUCGCUAACCUUUGCAGAGCGACGUCCCUCCCUUCUCCACAUCUCGAAGUAGGAGCACAUUCUGCGUACGCAGCAUCUGUCGCCGAGUAUGCAUCUGCCGUUACCCGUGAUUUCGACGACGAGGAAGAAACACCCUUCUUUUCUGACAACGAUUUUUCGGACGAUAGCGAUGAGGAUGCGGAGUCACAAGCUUACCGUGCCGCCCUUGACACGAGUUCGCAACCGGGCAUAGACGAUCCAUUACGGCGACUUAUGUCGGACCAACAAAUCAGAUCUUGCAAUGAGUGGGUGCGCGACGCCGAACACACCCGCCGACUCCGUGCCACCUGGAAACCUCGUCUGCUUGCCGGCAGUGGAUGGACAAUGGUCGUCCUGAUUUUUUUGUUGAUUUUUUCGAUGGCCGUCGGGUUGGUCGAAUCACUAAGGCGCCCUCCGUCCUUCGUUUCGAACGCGGACCGACGCGAUGAAUCGACGAAGACUAACCUUGAGCCGAAAAUCCUCGGGUUGUGGGAAAACGACGCUCGGACCUCUGCACAAAUCGCUUCGUCGAUGCUGCGGUCCGACCGCACUGAAGGAGCCGUGCAGCAGGAUGCCGCAAAAGGCUACUUUCAAUGGCUCUUGUCGAGCCGUCUUCAGAGGUUUAUGCCUUGGGUUUUUAAUGUAACCCUUGCACGCCCGUUGCGAAUGUUCUUGGGAUGGAUGCCCUCUCCGCAAAUUUUCUGUGCAGGGACCCAGACAUUCUUCGGUCGCCUCCAAGAUCCCGGGUUGACAACCGACGAGAUCUGCGAUAUCUUUGGGCAGGUGGACCCUUCGCUCGUAGACGAUCCUGCCGUACUCACGCGGUUGUCAGACUUGGUUUCGGCUCACGCCCGCGGGGAAAACAGUACCCCGUUGUCGGUGCUACAUGACGGUGAAAGUUCGUUCCUCACGGACAGUGAUCCGGUUUUCGUUGUCCGCCAAUAUCGGCGAGCAGGACACCCGGACCUUGCACCCGUUUUACCGCCCGCUGGUGAUGUUCCUGACUUGCAGCCCGGCCUCUCUGAUUCCGAGGACGAAAAUAUUUCUGGUAGCGUUCGGGUCGAUGGACACAUCCCGGUUUCCCCGUUAUUGGAAAUCAGCCCGUCGGGGGAUCCUAGUUCUGACUUCUUACCCACCGACGCCGGUUCGGAAACGACGGAAAAGGAACAAAGUUCAAGCUCGGCCCCGUGUGCCUCACAGAACCGAGCGGUACAUCAUACCAAAAGGGCCAGGGCGUCCCAACGGGAGGCAGCUGAGAAAAGGGUCAAGUUCCUCAACAUGAACAUCCGCGGGGAACAAUUCCUGAUACCGUACGUCGACGAUUUGAACUUCGUGUUCGUUUCCGCGUUGCAGUUGCUUUUCCGGCUCAUCCUUACCCUGGUGCGCAGUCUCCAAACCGGAUGUACGUUCAGCCUUAAAAAAUUGGUGAUAGCGCAAGUGGUGGACAUGCUAGGGUGGAGGAUCGACGUGCCACGGCGUUGCAGGGUAGUCGACCCGGACAAGGCUGCCGCGAUUCGCGCUUUCAAAUGGGAUGCUGUGUGUGCUAGCACGAAGAGUUUAACACAAUUUUUGGCUAUCUCAUCGUAUUUGCGCGAUGCGUUUUACGACCUUGAUACCGAUUACCUGGCGUCCUUCCAAGAUCCCAAGAAACACAAAGGCAUGAAGGGUGACGCCAAGGCAGCGGCUGCUUUCGAAAAGUUGAUAAAGGAGCUUUCAUCGUCAGUCGAGCUAUCCGAAAUUGAUGUUCCUGCUGCUCGGAGCUGGUACUGCGCCGCACCUGGCGAAUGUGGAAUUCUCCGGAUCUCUGUUGACGCUUCGUUGACUCGCGUCGCGUGUUUCGUUGUGCAAAAACAAAAAAUUCGCGACCGAUAUGUCAACCGCCUGGUCCUAGCAAUGUCCCGCAAGUUCUCCAAAGAGGCCAAGAAGCGCGUUGGCAGCCACUCUCUCCACGUGGAGAUUAAAGCCCUUGUCUUCUUUGUGCGCGCAGUCCGGGCGAAAUUGCCAAAGGCCGCAUAUGUGUUGCAUUUUGACAACUCGGUCUUGUCUCUCAGUCAGCUUUGGUCGGUCUGUGCAAACGGAACGAUCAUGCGUUCACUUCUAUCGUCCGUUACCGAAGUCCUUACGGCGCUGUCGCAGGACGAAUCUUAUUUGGUUAAUGUCGGGAGAGUCGGCAACAUCGCCGACACAGGGACGCACCAAAAACCGCUCCCUGAGGACGUGAAGCGGGAACGUUUCGAAGAUCUAGUGGACCUCAUCAAACAACUCUACGGGAAAGACAAACUCGUCAUCCCGAAAGUCGAGGCCCCGGCAAAUGAUGAGGCCCCUCGUCCUCUACUCGCUAGGCGAUAUGCUUGCCUUUGCAGCGCUUCAGUUGCCUACCACGACCAGUCUUGCGGCGCCCUCCUGUCACAUGGGCUCUCUGCUUUCCGAUACGGCGCCCAGUUGUGCGCAACACACGCAAUUCGUAAGUCGUACCUCCAGGCUAACGUUCCGACGAGGCACCUUUUCCGCUUGAGAGAGCCAGGUCAACUCGACGCACUUUCAAGAUACAGCGUCCAAAUCACUUUCCCGUCUACAGCAGCAGAUGUCGUCUGUGCCCCUCCGCUGUUGGUUUGUUCGGUAGAAGAACUCGAACAAGGCUUCGAAUUGGUAGUAACGGCUGUUGGUUCCAAAAACGUGUCCGUUACCCCUAAGGUCGUUGUGACAUGUGUUACUUCCGGUGUCCGGGUCACUCCCCGGUUUCUCGUCGUGGUCCAGAUUGAGAAUUUCGAGCACGCCGACGCCAGUCCGGAGCACUCGCUGUUAGAGCCGGAGUUGCGCCUGAACUUGCUCGAAUACCGGACCAAGCUCACUCAGGGCGCGUCGGAUGAGGAAGUCGAGCGGAAAAUUGAAGAGCGCCUCCAGAAAGCUCGUAAUCGCAGCCGCCUCUCCUAUGAGGAUUGGCACGCCUCCACAGCAUCACUGUUGAUGGAUCGUUUCGACAAGACAUUGCCUUUACUUGUAAAGUGUAUUGUUGUCAAGUCUUGUCUGGUUUUGGGUGAGGCUUUGUGGACGGAAGGAGUAGAGUUCCCAACGAUCGAAAUCGCUCGCGCGUACCAUCCAAUCAAGCCCAAUUACACAGGUUGGGGACGUUUUCGGAAAAUCCAGCUGGAAGGAAUCCUCGCCAAGAUUUUGGACUUCCACAGGCAGGAGAUGGUUUUGGAAGGCCUGCUUGCUGAUUAUCUCCCUUUCGUGCAUGGCGUUCCCGCCCACGUCAGCAGUAUGUUUUUGGCUGUCCGGUUGCGAGACAUACUUGCGCGACUUAUUUGCGAGGCGGUAGAACUAUACAAGGGCUUUAUGUCGGCCGUAAUGCCGCUCUUCGCCUGUGCUGACGUGUGGAAACAAGUCUUGCUGGCGCUGCAGAAGACCUCCGCUUCUGAGUACUUGUCGUUGCGUUCUUCGCCGAAUAGCUCGUCUUCAUUGGGCGCGAAUCGAGGAGUUGUCGUCGACAAGCCUACUGUCCCCCUCGAGUUGCCUUUAAAACGACCAGUCUCACUUUACGUUUUUCGGGUCAAAUCCGACGCGCAAGAUUCGAUUGCGUUGACCCUUGCGCCAAAACGGUCUUUCCCGCCGGAGGGACGACGUGACCUGCGUUUCCGAGGAGUGUCUGAGCAGGACGCGCCUUACUUCAGAUUCCAGCGGAUACUCCGCACCCUUUUCGCGCCUGCUGUCCACCCUCCCCGGCCUUGUAACUUCGUGGUUUACGACCUUGUAGCUGGAGCUGACAACCGAGAGGAAUGGGAGUCACUGGCUAGUCGACGAGGUGGUUAUCGUGUGGACAUGAUCCCUGCGGGACGCGUUUGUUUUCCAGGGUUCCCAGUAGCCGGGUUUGAAUGUAGGAUUUGCGUCCUUACUAAUAUCGAUGGAUGCGCGAAUUUUUACACUUGCGGGCGAGCGGGCGUUUCAGCCGACGAUGUCAAACGACAAGCUGCUGGUCCUUCGGCACCUGAUCAUCCGCCUCUAGAUCCAGACAAUGCCCUUCCGCCUCGCCUACCGAUACCUGAUGAAAUUGCGUUCCAAGAUCAAGAAGAAACCGCUCCGGACGCGACCCGUGAGGAGUAUGACCGCAAUGCACGCCAAAAGCAAAUGAACGACUUAUGUGCGUCUAUUUGUGACGGACUGCCUCCAGACUGCACCGGCCGAUACUCUGCACCUUCUCCCGAGUACGCUGUAUGGAUCGAUGUCGUUGUAUAA